Molecule: messenger RNA, 966 nt
Organism: Ornithorhynchus anatinus (platypus)
Lineage: Eukaryota; Metazoa; Chordata; Mammalia; Monotremata; Ornithorhynchidae
Product: calcium homeostasis modulator protein 5-like
Exons: 2
Coding region: 1-966 (321 amino acids)
Molecular function (GO): monoatomic cation channel activity
Source: RefSeq, a predicted model, not a curated record
AUGGAGCUGCUGCACAAGGCCUGGGACUUCUUUGCCCAACACGAGAGUGUGACGGGCUACAGCCUCCUGGGGCUGCUGACUGUGGGAGGGGAGAUCCUGUUCUCCUUGUCGGCAUUCCAGUGUCCCUGUGGUGACAGGAGCUUCACUUAUGGGCUAGUGUACCUCCUGGCCCCGGCCCUGGCCCUGUUGUUUCUGGGCUACAUCCUCAACGGCCAGACGUGGAAGCUCUUCACGGGUAUCUGGCUGAACCCACGGAAAGUCUUCCCACCCGAGAAGCGCUGCCAUUUCUUUUACAUCCUCGGGAAGAUCUCCCUGCAGGUGUGCAUCGCCCCAGUGAUGUGGAUGUCCGUGGCCCUGCUCAACGGCCAGUUCUACGUCUGUGCUGUGAGUGGCUCGCCUGCAUCCUGGCGCCGGGCUGGGCUGUGUGCCCAUGUGUCCGGCCCGUGCCUGGAGGAGCUGCCGCGGGUGGCCUGCAACCAAACCGUCCUGCCCCCAGCCCAGGCUGAGGACAUCGUCAGGAAGCUGCGGGCAGAAUCGCAGAUCAUCGGCUGGAGCUUCAUCUCAUCCACCAUGUUCAUCUCGCUGCUGGCCACCUGCUAUGGCCACUGCCGGUCCAACAUGAGCCAUGUCCAGAUGAAGUUCUGGAAAAUCUACCAGGAUGAGGAAGUGGCCCAGCUGGACAAGAAGUUCAAGGACUACGCCGCCCGGAUGAGUGCGAGGAACCUGGCUGAAUUCUUCAAGGAGGAGAUUCCUGAGUCCUUCGCCCUGCCCAGUUUCCAGGAUUGGGAAGACGCCUCGGUGGUGGACUCCUUCAGCGUGAGUGAGGAGAUUCUGAGCAGUCUCCAUAAGAUGGUGGAGAGAGACAAGAAGGGCAGCAGCCCCAUUACAGGAGCAGCAGGAAACCUGACUCAAGCUAAGCAGCAGCCUGACCCUGCCCAAACACUCUGUCAGCUAGAGGAGAGCUGA